GUGUGGGUGUGUUUGCUGGUGGAGUGGGCAGAAGUGCCUAGAAAUGUCGGGGUAAGAGGAGGAAGUGGGCUCCCUUUCAGAAUUCAGGGCCGGCGGGGCGGACUGGCUCCCUCAGCAUCUCCCCUGCCUCCUUCCCUGCCGCGUACAAUGCCUGGGAUUAUGCCGAGGGGCGGAGCCGCCCAAGUGGCCGUCUGGCCGGCUGCACAUAUAAAGGUGCUAUAGAAAUGUGCAGGCAUUCAAAGUCCCAGGGCAGGCAGGCGGGCAGGCGGGCGGGUCUGAGGAGGCUUUGCAUCUGCAGUUGCUGGGGGAGCAGGAAGGGGGGCAGAGGCGAGCGCUGAUUUACAGUGGUUCAGUGCAGCUUCAGAAAAGGGGAGAAAAGCAAUGGGACUUCUGGCUCAAAGCGCUGCUUUGCAUCUUGUCUUGCAUAAAUUUGCAUACUGAGUUCAAAGUCGUAAAAUAGACUUGGGGAAUGAGUGGGACCCACUGUCACUGAUUGCUAACACCACUACCUUCCACCACCCUCCCCCCUUCUGGACAGAACACCCAGAACUAGCUCUGCUAAGCUGCUCCGCCUGCGUCACCACGGUGCGUUGGAAGGAGGAGAUGGGGGAGCUGAGAGCAACUGCUUCUAGGUCUCCGGGAGGGACACGUGUCGUUCCUGGGCCACCAGACCAAGCGGGGUGUGCCUGUGUGCACUCUGGCCUCGGAGGGAGGUCUGGUCUGGAGGCUGUGGCUCUCCAGGUCGGAACCAGCCCUGCAGGCAGUGUUGGGCGGGCUGCCUCCAUCUGCCAUUGUGCUCGGAGGGCUGGAAUUUGAGGAAGUUGCAGAAUCAAGGUUUUUUGCCUGCCAUCUCCUUACUCACUUCCCCUAUGUCCACAUUGUUCACCAUGAUAGUUCCCUUUGUGCGGUAAUAGAUUCCCAUCCAUUCUUCUGACAAGGUAUUUGAAGAAGCUUUGAGAGAAAAAAAAUCCUGUGUAACAAGGUCAAAGGACCUUAUAUUAAAAAAAAACAACAACAGGACUAAGGAAUCUCUGAAUUAGCAUAGGUGGUGGUGUCUGGGGGAAAGAGGAAUCUAUGUGUUCGUGACCACCGCGAGGGUCUAUCUAUGCAAUGGUUCUUGGCCCAUUUGGACUAUUGAGUUUCCUGGCAGGCAGAGGGAAGAGGGAAACUUAGAUGGUUCAAAGAUUUAGCUUACCUUAGCACUGAGCUUUAAACUAAAAUUUUCAGGCCAAUCAUUCCUUUGGGUUAGGGAACUCCGUGGAAGUGAGUCCUAGAAAGACGCCUGCAGGUUACUUGGGAGCAGGAGCAUAUUUGGUCCCCAUUGUCCAGCAUUCAAGGGCUUACUUAGAAUCCCAGUACUGUAGCCCAUUUAUCAGGUUAGCUUCUAGUCGGGUCUCACAUUAGCUAUUCUCUGCCAUAGAAAACUGGAUGCACAGUUGCUAAAUUUUGAUAUGAGGAAGUUCCAAAAAUUCUUGGUUCCAGUGAAAUGCAAAAUAGGACGACAGUACCUGGGGGGGGGGGCGGGGGGGUGCCCAGCAGGGGCUGCUGAAGGGAAUGAAGGAGGAGCAGAAAAUACGCAGGCUAUGCCCACAUUUGGUUUUGUUGUUGACCCUCCUCACAUACGACAACACGGUACCACCACCACCACCACCACCACCAACAACAAAGGGCUUGGUUAUUAUUAUUACUAUUUUUGAAGAGCCUCCAUCACCAGGGACUGCAUUUCGUUUCAGUCUGUCCCUUCUUAGUGUUCCUAGCCUCCUUUUCCUCCCCUGCUUUCUCCAUGUUGCUUUCCUAUCCACCCCCCCCCCCGGUCCCCUGGCCCCCAUGGCUCCCCUAUGCCUCUCCCGCUAUGGCUGUGUCUUGAACACCUGGCUGGAUGCUAAGGCUUGAGAAAUGGCAUGGAAGAUAGAUCUACCCCAGCCUUCCACAGGAAUCCAGACAAUGGCGACGAGCCCUCUGAAGGAGGCCUGGUUGAGAACCACGUGGACGGGACCGUGAACCUCUUGGGCGGUGGAGGCGGUGCUGGCCGGAAGCCCCUCAAGUCAGGCAUGAAGGAGUUGGCAGUGUUCCGGGAGAAGGUCACCGAGCAGCACCGGCAGAUGGGCAAGGGGGGCAAGCAUCACCUUGGUCUGGAUGAACCCAAGAAGCUGCGGCCGCCACCUGCCAGGACCCCCUGCCAGCAGGAGUUGGACCAGGUCCUGGAGCGGAUCUCCACCAUGCACCUUCCAGAUGAGCGGGGCCCUCUGGAGCACUUGUACUCCUUACACAUCCCCAACUGUGACAAGCACGGCCUGUAUAACCUCAAACAGUGCAAGAUGUCUCUGAACGGGCAGCGUGGGGAGUGCUGGUGUGUGAAUCCCAACACUGGGAAGCUGAUCCAGGGAGCCCCCACCAUCCGGGGGGACCCUGAGUGUCAUCUCUUCUACAACGAGCAGCAGGAGGCCCGUGGGGUACACAGCCAGCGGAUGCAGUAACCCCCAGCCAGCCGAUGCCGGGCACCCCCGCCCCCACCCCCUCUCCAAACACUGGCAGAGAGAGGAGAGCCUUGCGUGGUGGGUGGGGAGGGUUUUCCAGGAGUGUUGACACGUGUAUUUAUAUUUGGAAAGACCAGCACCGAGCUCGGCACACCCCCGCUUUCCCCCUCCCCAGCAGGAACUGCCUGCACCCUCGCCUUCUCCUGUCCCAGCUGGGGAGGAAGGGUGCUUGCAGGGGUGGAGCUGGGGGCAAGGCUUGGGAGGGGGGAAAAAGAAAUUUUUAUUUUUGAACCCCCGUGUUUCUUUUGCUUAAGAUUAAAGGAAGGAAAAAUAAA
Molecule: messenger RNA, 2812 nt
Organism: Mirounga angustirostris (Northern elephant seal)
Lineage: Eukaryota; Metazoa; Chordata; Mammalia; Carnivora; Phocidae
Gene: IGFBP2
Product: insulin like growth factor binding protein 2
Exons: 4
Coding region: 1902-2477 (191 amino acids)
Biological process (GO): regulation of insulin-like growth factor receptor signaling pathway
Cellular component (GO): extracellular region
Molecular function (GO): insulin-like growth factor II binding; insulin-like growth factor I binding
Source: RefSeq, a predicted model, not a curated record